GCUCGCAUAGGGAUGUGGAGAUGGGACAGAGUUUUGCUGGCACGAAGGGAGGGAGGUGUUAUUGUUAAGAAGAUAGGGGUUGAAGUUGAAUGGGGAACGAAGUAUAUUGUAAAAAGAAACAUACUAUAGCAGGUAAAAAGAAAAAAAAUCUGCCAAUAAGACCGAAGAAAGUAGUACUAGUAACGUCCAUGAAAAAUAAAUUAGUGACUGUGGUUGUUUAGUCUCGCAUUUAAGCUAUUGACGUAUCGUACGUUUGUUAGGCUCGCCGUAAGGAACACUGAAGUGUUGGACCAGCCGUAAGUUUGAAGUAAGCGUAAUGGCAAAGUUUGGGGUCCAGUUUGGGGGCUAUUUGAGCUGUUUACUAACCACGUUAACUGUCUGUCUGUUUUGGUGUAAGUCAUCAGCUACAUCAAACGAUCUGGAAUCGUGCUUGUACGUCAAAUAUGCGUACUCUGAAAAAGGCUUUAAUGAUAGGGACGUACCAACAAAAGGAAUUCCAGGUGAUCAUCUCCGUAUCUGUGACCGGAGUCAUACAUGUUGCACAAAACAGAUGGAACACAAGCUGAGCACACACAGUCGCGUGGAGUUUGACAAACUUCUAAGGGAUUCUAUUGGCUCCUUGAAAAAUCUUUUCGCGUCCAAGACAUCGAAGUUUGAUAAAGUUUUCCAAGAUCUGCUUGACCAAUCUCAAAAGGAUUUCCACAAUAUGUUCUUACGUACUUAUGGCAUGCUGUACGAUAGAAACUCCUACAUCUUUGAAGAUAUGUUUAAAGUACUGAGAAAUUACUAUAAUUCGGGAGGAAUCCAGCUGUCAGAAGCUCUUGGCACCUUUUUUGAUACGCUCUAUAGGAAAAUGUUCGAAGUUUUGAAUAAUCAGUACACCUUCAGCGAGAGCUAUUUGUCUUGUAUCAGUAAACACAUGGAAGAACUGAAGCCUUUUGGUGAUGUCCCCAGAAAACUGACAUUAGAAUUGAAGCGUUCUUUCAUCGCUACGCGUACCUUUGUACAAGCUCUUGCUGUGGGGAGAGAUGUCGUUGGGGAAAUAUUGAAGGUUGGACCUACUCCAGAAUGUAGCCGCGCCCUGAUGAAAAUGUCUUAUUGUCCUCACUGCAAAGGACUUCCGGAUCUCAAGCCAUGUACCACCUACUGCUUGAACGUCAUGAAGGGUUGUUUGGCCCACCAUUCUGAGCUGAAUACCACCUGGAACAGUUAUAUAGAGGCUCUUCUGAUGUUGGCUGUCCGACUAGAAAGUUCCUUUAACAUCGAAGCUGUUGUAGAUCCCAUUGAGAUCAGAAUCUCCGAAGCUGUCAUGAACUUCCAGGAGAACAGUCAGGCCGUUUCAGAUAGGUUGUUUCAAAAAUGUGGGCGGCCUCGUCUAGGAAAAAGAGAUACUAGGAAAGAGUUGGAGUUCAAGACAUUCAAAUUUAGUCCAAGACAUGACGACAACAAAGCUACCAAAAGCGUCCUGAAUCAACUUUUAGGGAAAAUCAAAAAGAAGCUCAGACGGACUAAGAAUUUUUGGGCAAACUUACCAAAUGAACUUUGCGAUAAUCCAAAAGUUUCAGGCGAUAGAACAACGAGAAACAGCCAAGGAAGUUGUUGGAAUGGGCUAACGAAAGCAAAGUACGAAGCUGCAUUGGUGGGUAAUGGGCUUAUGAACCAAAAAGACAACCCAGAAGUCAGCCUAGAUGUUACAAGACAGAAUAUUGCAAUAACCAAGCAAAACUUAGUGCUUCAGCUGAUAACUGUCAAGUUAAAUAACGCAUACAGAGGACUGGAUGUAGAAUGGGAAUUUCCAAUGGAUGAUGGUAGUGGUAGUGGAAGUGGAUGGAUGCCUGACGACACCGAAGACGACAACUCUCAUGACAUCUAUUUCAGUUACUCCACUACUCGAGCUCCUGCAGCCCCGAUGUGGCCAGCAGAUUCCACUAAAACUCCACCAAAAAAGUUAUCAACAGCUCCAAAAAUGACCUCCUCCAAUUUUCUCAUGGUGUCAACAGUAAUCUUUGUGUACUGUGCUAUCUUGUGAUGAAAAAGAAAACAGGGACAUAUUCUAGUUAGAUAUAAAUGUUCAAGAGUUCUAUAGGAAUGUUUACCAUCUCUUAGGUGAAAAAAAAUGGCUGUAACUAUUCAGCAAUGGCAUGUUACUGGACUUAGCAGCUUCCAAACUCAGGACUAGGUGUACUUUCUAUAACUUGAAAGUUAGUGAAGAGAUAAAACGGUUGAAAAAUUUAGCCCGAUACACUAUCUAUAUAUAUAUACGCUUACCAUAAAUAUAUGAAAAUCUUUUUUUUUUAAGUCUUAAAAUCCAAAUACCUUAAAUAGGUUACCAUAACGUCAUAACAAAACAUUCUCAAAAUAGUUAAAAUUAAUUCACAAUGUUGCUAAGAAGUCUUUAGAAGAUAAUGUGGAAUUUUCAAGAUCAGUUGGACAAUUAGGUUGUAUCAAUAUUUACAUACAGAAAACUUUUAAUGCGAAACACAUUGGUUUUAUAUAUUAUUAUGUGUUUCACCAUAUGUACUCCUUAAUUUAAGUCAUUGUGUUUAUUGUAAUACAAAAGUACAAUGUGCUAACCUUUUAUGUUACUAAGUUCCUCUGACUUGUGAAAACUAUGUGUAUACAGUAUGAACUGUGUACUUAAAAUUAAUGUAGCCAUCAUUGUCUGUACUUAAAAUUAACGCUGUUGUAUAGCAAUACAUUCUGGUUUAUUAAGAAGCUAAUAUUUGUGUUGAACCAUACCUUCAAUCGCUAAAGAAGGUUAUAUAGUGGUUUUAUAAGGACUUGUAAAUUUUUAAGUUAUAUUUCAAAUUUGUGAAUGUAUGUGUUAUCAGUUAUAACUUUUUAGUGGAUUUUAGUAUGAUUCAGUUUACAUAAAUUCCGAACAUGUUGUUACUCAAGACGUGAGCUAUCUUUGAAAGUAUAAAAGUAAGAUAGUAACUUUUGUUCAGUAUAUUGAGCCAUGAACCUUUAGAAGUAGCCAAAAACAAAUGAACCGUGACUUUCUUUUAUAUAUAUAUAUUGUGACAUUUUUACAUUUGAAUGUCACAGAGAAUCUGGUGCAUGGCACAUCUUGUACAGGACUUUAACAUAGACAAAGAUAUCA
Limulus polyphemus (Atlantic horseshoe crab) is the source of this 3103-nucleotide messenger RNA. Its product is annotated as glypican-6-like. Gene Ontology annotation, biological process: regulation of signal transduction; regulation of protein localization to membrane; cell migration. Gene Ontology annotation, cellular component: cell surface; plasma membrane; extracellular region. The transcript is spliced from 9 exons. Bases 317 to 2029 code for a protein of 570 amino acids. NCBI's taxonomy places the organism in Eukaryota, Metazoa, Arthropoda, Merostomata, Xiphosura, Limulidae. The record is from RefSeq and is a predicted model, not a curated record.